Scomber japonicus (chub mackerel) is the source of this 1970-nucleotide messenger RNA. Its product is annotated as plexin domain-containing protein 1-like. Lineage: Eukaryota; Metazoa; Chordata; Actinopteri; Scombriformes; Scombridae. Bases 104 to 1570 code for a protein of 488 amino acids. The record is from RefSeq and is a predicted model, not a curated record. The transcript has 13 exons.
GCAGGGGAGUGGAGGAGUGAGAGGAGCCCCGUUCUUCCAGCAAAGCAAGAGGGGAAGAAGAGUGAUAAAGAGUUGGGGACGGAGGGAGAAGAGUCAGCUGGACAUGGGGCUUUGUGCUGUUCUCCUCAUCUGUCUCUCCCAGGCUGAACUGGGGAGAGUCUGGGCUCAAGAGCAUGAAGAUGCACUGAGCGGGACUUCUCUGCGGACAGAUGGGGAUCCGUCCGGUUUGCACAGAACCAGGAGGGACCAGCAGACUCUGCACAAACACAGAGGAGCCCGAGACACACAGGCUGAGGGAGCAGGAGCAGGAGGAGGAGGAGGAGUUGAUAUCAGCACCCUGCCUGAUAACAUGACCCGAAUAGUGGAGGACUCCCAGAGGUACUACAGAUGGCAGAGUUUUGGUCCAGAAGACGGAGAGACUGAAAACUUGUGGGUAGAUCUGAACGCCCUGCACAAGAGCCAAGUCCGAAUCCACGGCAUACUGUCCAAUACCCACCGACAGGCAGCAAGGGUGGCACUUUCUUUUGAUUUCCCUUUUUAUGGACACUACUUGAGACAAAUUAUUGUAGCAACUGGUGGGUUCAUCUUCAUGGGAGACAUUACUCAUCGAAUGCUGACUGCCACGCAGUACAUUGCUCCCCUCAUGGCCAACUUUGACCCCAGUUUUUCAAAAAACUCAACAGUGAGGUACUCGGACAAUGGUAAUCUGUUUGUGGUACAGUGGGACAAAGUGAGGCUAAAGGACAGAGAGGAUGAAGGAGCUUUUACUUUCCAGACAGCCCUCCACAAGAAUGGAACUAUUGUUUUCAACUACAGGGAUAUUCCUGUGCCAGUGGUGAGAAUUAAUUCCACCGAGCAUCCAGUGAAAGUGGGUCUGUCUGAUGCUUUCAUGGCAUACCUCACUUCUGUGCAGGUCUCAGAUCCAAAGCGGCGCACUAUCUACGAGUAUCAUCGUGUUGAGAUUGACACCACAAAGAUCGUUACCAGAUCUGCUUUUGAGUUCACGCCUCUGCCUACUUGUCUUCAACACACAACCUGCGAUCUCUGCCUGACAUCCAACUUGACAACCGGCUGUGGUUGGUGCAACACGCUUCAACGAUGUUCCGAUGGGAUCGACCGACAUAGACAAGAAUGGCUUGACUACAACUGUCCCGAAGAGGCAAAAGGCACAUGUGAGGACUACAAUCCAGUAUUACCUGAGGGAUCUAUGAGCUCCUUCAACAACUCUUCACCAGGUCCAACACCUUCUUCAGCAGUGCUCGAGGAACAGCCUGUCACGAGAGAUUUACAGACGGGUCCUCCGAACCACACAGGGAUAACAGAGAACACGGCCAUCAUCACAGGAGUCGUGGCCGCCCUCAUUCUGCUUGUAGCUCUGACCUUACUGGCGGUUUACUACAUCAACACACACCCGACAGUGGCUCCACCGUUCUACCUCAUGCAGCGACGCACCAAUAACUACUGGCCCUCUAUGAAGUUCCGCAACCAGGGCUGCCACUCCAGUUACGCUGAGGUCGAACUCGGAGGUCACGAAAAGGAAGGAUUUAUUGAAGCUGAGCAGUGCUGCUAAAGGGGGGGCCUGGAUGUGCAGGACACAGUCAGAGAAAGAAAGGGCACCAUCUUGUGGACUGUAGCAGUACUACAACAGGGGGUGGGGGGGGGGUGAAUAUGGACGAUCAGGCCGACCAUCAUCACAGGAUGUCUCUACUCCAACCUCGGCGGCUGGACAGUGUUUACUGUACCUGCUCUUGUAGCUCUUGCUGGCUUUUUCUCUGUGUCUCUUGCUCUCGUUGCCAUCACACAGGAGAUUUUGCGAUAUCAUCUAAAAGGGGUUGGAGGGUCUAAGAGGAAGCCGACUGUACAGAGAAUGAUGAGAGUAAAAAAGUGUAACUGUACAAAAACCUAUCAAUGCAAGGGGGAGUCAGGGAAUGAAUCGAACUAGCCUUCAUACUGCAAACCAAUGUACAGCU